UACUAGUUUUCUGAUCCAGAGCGCAGCGGGUCAGAACAACGGAAGCGAAGAUCAUGGCUGCAUAUUUCUUGGUCUCGAGUCAGCAAAAUGUCGGGUCUCUAGCUCCUUGGAACUGAUAAAGUUUGUGCGCCAACCAAGCGACGUAGUGCAUUUGAAUCUGAGCGGCAACCCAUUACUAUAUCUACAAGAUAUCAAUCUCAACAGUCUUUUACCGCGCUUGACCAUUUUAGAUGUCGCACGGAAUACUGUUUGGUUGAAUGCUAGUCAUGUGACAAACAAGAGCAUGCUUCAAAUCAUUCGAGGAACACCGCUGGAUGGURUGUGCCUGCGAUGUUUUCUCACAAAGCAGCCUUUUACUAAUAUCAGCCAACGCAUAAAACCUUGGGUUAAUCGUAUAUCCAAAGAGAUGACGCAUGCGCUAAGACCUCCAAUCAUGAGGUACGACGGUUGCUAUGGGAAUGUCAUUUCUUUUAAGGACAAGUACUAUCGUAACUUUGAAACCUUAGGUUACAAUCUAGGCUGUGUGGGCCAAGACGAGCGUUGCUUCCGUGGCUACCUUAAAUUGGCGUAUUUUCGAGGUUACUACWUCACACCUUUGAACCGAUGUUGGUCUGACAUGAGCARAAGUUCCUCGUUUCUUGYUGUAUUGGCAACCGUUGCCAUGGCAAUGAACAUGACAGUUGUCAUAGUUACCUUGAGGUCAAAAGCCCUAAGAGAAAACGUUGCAUGUUGCUUGAUUGCAAGUGUUGCAAUCGGAGAUCUUACCAUGGCACAAUAYAUCCUCGUCAUCACAGUUACUAGAGCUGUUCUCAGUUAUAAAGAGAUGAUGGAGUUAUUAACGACAAAGUUUUGUCAUUUUGUUGGGUUUGUUUUCAUCAUGUCUCAAGGAAUMAGCGCAUUCACAUCGUUCAUUGUAUCUGUGGAACGGUACUUGGCUGUUGYUUACUGCAUCAACCCAGAUAUUCGCAUAUUUCCAGACACAGCAAGACUUGCAGYUAUUAUWGUUUAYAUUGUAUCAUUCUUGUUUGCCAUUUUGCCUUAYACAGUUUUAUCAAAGUACUACGUUCCGGAUUSGAACUGUGUACCAGUAACAAACCCUACAGGGUCAGGYUACGUCGAGUACAUGACAAUACCCGGUUCAAUAGUAAUGCUUCUCUACAUCUGUUUAAUCCCUUUAUACAUUCACAUGUAUUUUUCAAUAAGGAAGUCCAGCCAGUUGGUAGGGAUAAAACGCGAAGGCAACGUUGCUCGUAAAAUCUCUUUGGUAGUUCUGAGCAAUAUGGCGUUCUUCUUCACGCCUAUGUUUACUUUAUUUGCCGUAAACUUGACCCCUCUAGGCUUACUAUUUCCACUUACAGACAARCACAUAUUCUGGAAAACAUUUAUGUACUAUUCGUUUGCAUGUAACACCUGUUUAAACCCUAGUCUGUUUGCGUUCAGAAAUGAGAAAUUUCGUUUGGCUCUAAGAAAGCAAUUGCACCUUGUGCCAACGAAUACAGUUGGUGCUCAAAAUCUUCCUGGUUUGAAAUCGAGAAACAGGGCCAAAACAGGAGAGACAGUAAGCUCGAAAACAUAAAAAAAACAUUGGAAACAUUCAUAAUACCGUCAACUACUAAGAACUACCUCGAUGUCUAGUACCAGCUAUUUUAUGGUUAAGUAACGCUGAUGAAUAAUCAUCAGUAGUCUAAUGAUAAGAGCCGUACGCCAGUUGAUAUUUAUAAGSAUCUAUUAGUAAUAUAAAAUACUUACGAUGCAAAAAUGCUGAUUCAUCGAUAUCAACACUAUUGACUGAAAGGUCUUUAACAGCGCUACGGCCAUUACCAUGGCCACCCAGGCAAAGUUUCUUUCCGCCGCUUUAAAAAGUCGUUUAUGAUCAGAAAAACUGCUGAUUUAGUCGCAAGUGGAGGUAUUAGGAAAAAAUACGCUUAAUACGCAGUCUAAAUUGGGAAACGCGCGUCAAGUCUAAGCAACAAACUAGCGGUCAACAAACUAGUAAAUCAGCUUGUGUGGCAAGCAAGACGCUACAUUACAAGACGCUUCGCAUUCUACUAGUCGGCUGUCGGCCUGGACAGAUAAUAUUUGCUUCAUACUACCGAAAUGUUAAAAAAUGGACAGAAAUGUUUUAAAAGCUUUUAAUUUGAACACAACUGCUGAAACAUCUUUUUUAACAAAUAAAGUUAUCUAACUGAGUAUUAGAUCUUCACCUUUUUUUCACCUACUAACAUCAACUACUAAUAUCAACGACAUGAUGAAAAAAUAAAUCCUACACUUUGUACCGUAAAUUGAUAUAUACUAACAUUAUUCAAAUCUAGACAAUAAUACGUUAUUGACUUUACUCAUAGAAACCAAAACAUUUUACYCAGUAAUUCUUUGCAAACGCAAAAAACGUUUGACAGCGAUGAGAUCGCAUGAAUCACUGGGUAAAAUGUGCGGUUGUCAUAUAUAUUGUUCAUAAAGUGCCCAACGUGUUUGCUAAAAAUUCUACUUAUAAACCAACUAUUAUAUGCAAUUCUUCAAUUUUAAACAAAAUUGCAAAUAACGAAUUAUURCAAUUGUGUUUACUUGGAAUAAUUGCAUGAUAUUUUUGUCUCUAAUGGCGUAGAGAUAAUUCAUAAAUUAGUUCGUACUGUAUAUAUAUAUAAUCUAUAAUUCUAUUUUUAGAACAACAACAAGUGACUCAAUAGCAACAAGAUAUCUUUCUAAGUUAUAUAGUAUAGCGUUACCAUUAACUCACUAAUGUGACCGUGACGGUCACGCAAUAUGAGCAGCAAAUUGCUCUCCUAUAAAAGAGACUGAAAUUUUUGGAUGAAUAAUUAUAUUUUUGUUUAAUAGAGAUAUAUUUGAUUUAAAAUGAAAAGGCUACUAAUAAUAGUAUUAGGGAGUAUGGAAAUAUUUCACAAUAAAACCAAUAAAAGAAUCGAUAUGUACAAAUAUAGACACCAUGGCGAGGCUACUGCGACACUGCCCUCGUUCAGGUGCUGUUAAGCUUCGUACAACAAGUAAAAUAAAUAAGUGCAAAAGUGUUUAACAAA
Exaiptasia diaphana is the source of this 3032-nucleotide messenger RNA. Its product is annotated as somatostatin receptor type 2. Gene Ontology annotation, cellular component: membrane. Gene Ontology annotation, molecular function: G protein-coupled receptor activity. The coding region runs from base 284 to 1576 and encodes 430 amino acids. The record is from RefSeq and is a predicted model, not a curated record. Gene Ontology annotation, biological process: G protein-coupled receptor signaling pathway. The transcript is spliced from 2 exons. Lineage: Eukaryota; Metazoa; Cnidaria; Anthozoa; Actiniaria; Aiptasiidae.